UGUCCCGGAAGCGAGCAGAAGGUUGUUCGAAAAGGCUAUAUAUUCGAUGCAACGUAAGCGCCCGCGCACUGUCCGCUAAUCCGCGGUUGCUGUUGACACAUUGACCGUGAAUUUAAAAAUCAAAAUGCGUCGUUUGCUGAUUGCCGCCGCUGUGCUCGCGGUCGUCCGGGCCCGUCCCGGCCUUCUUUUUGCUCAACCCUUCCAUGCUAUAGGGGUAGAAUACGCCCCCCAAGUAGCACCAGCAGUCAGACCCCACCCUGCAGUCGAGCUGAAUGCGGCGAGUGAAGCCUUAUUGCCACGAGAACUGCUCAAAUCGAACGAUUUCUAUGACAAUCCAAUCGUUGCCUCUGGCUUAGCUAAGGAAUCAUGGUUCACGAAUAAAGAAAUGCAAGUGGUGGAAAGGGAAGCGGAGAAGAUUCCAAGGGAAAGAAUAUACCAUAUAGUAAAGAAUGCCGGUUUCUUAGAUAGGCAUUAAUUAAAUACAAACAAUGAAUGACCCACUGCCAUAUUUAGAAAUGUCCUUUAAUUUUAAUUAUGCUUAAGAGACAAAUAUAGUAAAAACUAAAAACGAUAUAAACAAAGACAAUCUUUGAUUGAAAAAAAAAUCUUAAUU
Messenger RNA from Diatraea saccharalis (sugarcane borer), 613 nucleotides. The record is from the annotation of a GenBank genome assembly. Lineage: Eukaryota; Metazoa; Arthropoda; Insecta; Lepidoptera; Crambidae.